Messenger RNA from Saxophila tyrrhenica, 774 nucleotides. RefSeq lists its product as uncharacterized. The transcript has 2 exons. The record is from RefSeq and is a predicted model, not a curated record. Lineage: Eukaryota; Fungi; Ascomycota; Dothideomycetes; Mycosphaerellales; Extremaceae. Bases 1 to 774 code for a protein of 257 amino acids.
AUGGAUGCCCGGCGGUCGGACGACAAUGCAUCUGGCUCAGCUUUCCAACACCAUGUAACAACGUUGUAUGAUUUACCUCCAACCUCGUACUUUAGCUGGAGGCCUAGAAGUGCGCCCCCGUCUUCGCAACCUGUUCGGCCUGCUGAUGACGAGCAGUUGCACGCUGCUGUGCAUCGUGGUCGGUCCGGAAUCCAUCCUCACUUUCUCGCCACCUGGGAACAGAUUAAGGGCAGCGAAGGCAUGAAAAGACGCGACCGCCUUCUCGCCAUGUCUCCCGGGACCAGACAGGAGACCACUGCUAAGUACAAUUUUGACGUAAUCCACAUAGCAUCCAGCGAACGUGUUCACGGCCUGGACCCCUUGCUCCCGAUGCUUCAAUCUUUAUGGGUCGGUGAUGUCGCCCGGCCGCAAGACGCACCGCUAUCUAAGCAAUAUCGUACUGUUCGCAAAGUGGAGACUGGCCACAACCCCGGGCCGAAUCGACUGCUUACGGUGAGCCAACGGCAACCUUACUACGUCCGUGGCGACGAGGAAGCGCCGCCUACAAAUGCGUGGCUUCAGACUACCUGCAAUCCCUUCGAUGGAGUGCUGGUGAUUGUAGCCCGUUCCACGCCAACGGAGAUUCUGCAACAACGCGGCUCGCAACAUGACGCUCCCUUACAGAUUGGACACACGGCGUUCUCUGAAAGCAUCAUCGCUACAUGGAAAGCUUGCCAUAAUAGCAGCACACAGCCCCGGAAUGAUGAGGCCACGACAUGGUUGUUUAACGGCUAA